Triticum dicoccoides is the source of this 3291-nucleotide messenger RNA. RefSeq lists its product as uncharacterized. Lineage: Eukaryota; Viridiplantae; Streptophyta; Magnoliopsida; Poales; Poaceae. Bases 1 to 3291 code for a protein of 1096 amino acids. Gene Ontology annotation, molecular function: transposase activity; zinc ion binding; DNA binding. Gene Ontology annotation, biological process: DNA transposition. The record is from RefSeq and is a predicted model, not a curated record. The transcript has 6 exons.
AUGGAGCAGCGGGUACGGCUGGCAAAGCAAUGGGUGGCGAACCCUAGCAAUAGCCAUGAGCUGACCCACGGGCUCGGCGGCGUCCUUUUAUAUGAAGACAUAUGGAAUGUUAGGAUCCAUUUUGACAAUAAUGCUCUGUUAGAGAGGAAAUUAAGCUGUUCAGAUGUGACAUAUCUAAAUAUGGUUGCAUUGAUGGAAACCCAAGGCUUUAGUAUUGAUGAUCCACUGAUGUUUUACAUGGAGACCCCAGGAGAGCAGGGCUUGGAAUUGGUUGAUAGUAAUGUUAAACUACAGUUGAUCAAGAGGCAGAAUGAGGAGAGUUUGGUGCUUAAUUUGCUAUUUAGGGCUUGUCCACCAGCUGUCAGUGUACCACAGAAGGGUUUUGUACAGAAGCAAAAUUUAGAUAUAACUGAAUAUUCUGAGCCUGUUGUUUUUGAUCUUGCCGAUCCUCCUGUUUAUGCUGUUGAUCAGCAAGGUGUUGCUUAUGAAGGUCAGAGUAGCAGUUAUAUUGCAGCUGUAGGCCCUGCUGUUUUAACACAAGAGAGCAGGAGUGUUCUAAAUCCCAAGUUAAAAGAAGUUGUGGAAGAAGAACAAGUUGGCUAUGAUGGCAGUUAUGCAUGUUCAUCUGAAGGAUCUGAAGGGCAGUAUGAUAGUGACAUGGGGGAUUUAAGGCCUAACUAUAAUGAGGAAAUGCAUGAUGCUGAAGACAUGGAGAUGGAAGAGGGAAAUAGACAGAGAGAGGAAGAAGUACAAGAGCAACAUGAGGAAGAAACAGAGGAUGAAGAAUCAGAAGAAGAAUUAGAGGAUGAAGAACAAGUGCAUUAUGAGGGUGACACAGAGGUAGAGGAAUUAUUUGAGUUGGAGGAUGAUGACCCUAUUGUUCCAGAAGAGGAGGAAAAAAUAUAUGUGCCAGCAAAGAAGAAGCAGAAGUUGCAAGUAAGGAGGGGACCAACAACAAGGUCACAUUCCAGUGUUUUAGAAGAAGUGCAACCUGAUUGGAAACCAUCAUCAGAUGAAGAAGAUGAUAGUUUAUUGAAGGACAGUGAAGAUGAUGGGUUUGAGCCACUAGCAUUUGUGCUACCUCAAAAAAGGAAGAGUAGGGCAAAGAAGAGGCCAGCUAGAGUAUGGUACAAUGAGGAUUUGGAACAACCACACCAACAACUAAAACUGCAUAUGUGCUUCAAAGAUCAACAUCAAUUCAGAGAUGCUCUGUUGAGCUUGCACAUCACUCAGUGCAGAGACUUCAAGUAUCACAGGAACUCAGAUCAGAGGAUCAUUGUGCAUUGCAAGAAUGAACAUUGUAAGUUCUGCAUUGUGGCAGCUGUUAUAAAAGGGGAAAACACUUUUGUAAUUAAGAAGAUGAGGAUACAACACACCUGCCCUAGUUCUACUGAAACAAGCAGGGUAAGUGCAAAGUGGCUUGCAAAGCAAUAUGAGCCACUAUUCAGAUCUGAUGUCAGUACUAGCAUACAUACACUUAUUGAUGCCUGCAUGGAAAAGUAUGGUGUGGAUGUGCCCAAGGCUAUGGCAUAUAGGGCAAAAAACUUAGCUGUUGAGGCUGUGUUGGGAGAUCAUAGGAAGCAAUACCCAAGGCUGAGAGACUAUGCUCAGACUGUGAUGGAUACAAACCCUGGGAGUAGAGUUAUAGUCACCACUGUAACUCCAAAAGCCACUGAAAAAAUCCCACAUCCAGGACCAAGAUUCCAUGCCAUGUUUUACUGCAUCAAUGGAGCAAGGGAGGGAUUUCUACAGGGCUGUAGACCAUUCAUUGGUAUUGAUGGAUGUUUUAUCAAGCUGACCACUGGUGCACAAAUCCUUGCUGCCACUGGUAGAGAUGGCAAUAACAACAUAUACCCACUGGCAUUUGGCAUUGUUGGACAAGAGGACAAAGCAAACUGGUGCUGGUUUCUACACCAACUGAAGAUUUGUCUUGGAGGAGAAGUUGGACAGUAUGGUCCAUAUACUAUAAUGUCAGACAGACAGAAGGGGCUAUUAUAUGCAGUGAAUAGAGUUUUUCCUAACAGUCAUCAAAGAUUCUGCUUAAGACACAUAUAUGCAAACUUCCAGAAUGCUGGCUUUAGGGGGGAGGACCUUAAGAAGUGCAUGGAUAAUGCUAGUUAUGCAUAUAAUGAACACAAAUUUAAUAAAGCAAUGGAUGAUCUCAAAGCUGAGAGUGUGGAAGCUUGGCAGUGGCUUAGUGCAAUACCCAAGAAAACAUGGGCUAGGCAUGCAUUUGACACAAAUAGCAAGACUGACUUGGUUGUCAACAAUUUGUCAGAGGUGUUUAACAAGUACAUCCUAGAUCAUAGGAAAAAACCAAUAAGAACUAUGUGUGAUGGCAUAAAGGAUAAGCAGAUGGUUAGGUGGCACAGGAAUAGAGAGAGUGGAAGGGAAGCUAGAUGGGAGAUCACACCACAUUACAGUGAGAAGUUGGAGAUUGAAAAGGAAAGGGCCAGAAAGUGGGACCUCAGUGGCAUCCCAUGUAACCAUGCCAUCUCAGCAAUCAACAAGGCAAAAAGGUUUCCAGAGGACUUUGUAAGCAAAUUCUUCAAGAAACCAUAUUAUUUGGCAGCAUAUGAACCAAUGAUAUAUCCUGUCCUUGGUGAGCAUGACUGGACAAAGACCCCAGGUCCAGACAUAGAACCACCAGCAUUUAAAGUGAAGAAAGGAAGAAGGAAAGAGAAGAGAAUAAAGGGAAAAUUUGAAGUUCCAAAGCCAAAGUCCACCUCAAGAAUGGGGACAAUAACUUGUAGCAAUUGUGGAUUACAAGGGCAUAAAUACACAACCUACCUUAAACAGUUGAAACCUGAGUUGGCCUUAAGAAAGAACAAACAUGUGCCUGCUGGAAGGAAUUCACAAGCAAGAGGUGUUGCUCCUACAGCUCCUGCAACAACACCUAGAGCUGCUUCAGCAACAGCUAGAUCUCCUGCACCAACAACUAGGGCUCCUACACCAACACCUAAAGCUCCUGCACCAACACCAAGAGCUGCUCCACCUGCAACAACUAGGGCUCCUGCUCCAACACCAGGAGGAAGAACUGGAAGUGCUGCUGGUAGAGGUGGUGGAAGUGGUGCUGGUAGAGGUGCAGGAAGAAGGGCUGGUGGUGGAAGAGGAUCUGGAAGAGCAUCUUCUAGUGCUCAAUCUUCUGCUGGGAGAGGUGCAAAUUCUUCAAGGCCUUUCUCUGCCCCAAGGCAGUAUGGUGCCUCAACUUCUAGUGCUCCUCCACCAACUGAUGGCACACACACUGGAUGGAUGGCCUGGUUCAAUGCUAGUAGAGGUGGCAGAAGGUGA